Messenger RNA from Actinia tenebrosa (Australian red waratah sea anemone), 1634 nucleotides. RefSeq lists its product as uncharacterized. The record is from RefSeq and is a predicted model, not a curated record. Lineage: Eukaryota; Metazoa; Cnidaria; Anthozoa; Actiniaria; Actiniidae.
GGGCUUGACAGUUUCACUUGAGAGCGCAAAAAUGAACUAAACCCUGACAACGACUCGUGACCGGCUGAAUUUUUUAUCAGGGCAUUGUUCUUGGUCACUGGACUUUAGCGCAUAUGGGUUAUAGAUGAGCCGACAUUGUAAAGAACAGGUUGUGCUAUUACUAUCUCUUGUCGAUGCUUGACACCGUCGUAGCUGAUUAAAAAAUUAUCUCUUGUCUUCUUGCCAUGAACGUACGAUAUACUCGCCAAGUGGUCAGAUGACAUUCAAACAGAGUACGACUAACUCCUACCACAGACCCAAGAUCUAACAGACUGGAAUACUACACAUUCGUAACAAGCGCUGAAUGAAAUUUCUCGACAACUAGACUUUUAACUCUCUCUGGUGAAGUUAAACAAUGGCUUUAGCAAGUGGGCUUCAGUAUAUAGACAAUUUAGCACUAAGAUUUAGUUUACAUGGACUAGAAGAUUCGUUCGCUGGGAAGCCUACAUUUUGCUUCUCAUGGUCCGAGCCGUUCGACUUAGACACCGUAGCAGGCAAGCUGGCGAGCAACCCAAAAAGAAGUCGAAGUUUUCCUACGACUUUUGCUAAAGGAACGCAUGGGAACAUCGACAAACGAGAACAUAUAAGACCUAAGUCUAAACCUCCGUUCCGCAGUUUAAACGAUGGAGAUACCAAGAAUACUGUUCAAUCGGAUAAACAGUUUAAUGAUAAGUCCAGUGAUGCAUAUGCGAGUAAAUCAGAGGGUUGUAAGGGAAUCGAGGAAGAAUCCUCCGACGAGGAACUCUGCGACUUAAUGGCCGAGCAGGAAAACAUACAAUUUACACAAGAACACACUUCGGUUAAACGCUGCGAAAAGGAUGCUAGCGAGCUGGAAAUUUGUGAAAGAAAGAAAGAGUCCCGGAAACGAUUUCUAGAGGAAAUAGAUACAUAUUCGAGCAGAAAUGCAAAACGUCCGAGGCCAAGGCUGGACUUUCAUAAAGUUCUUCAGUCAAGGACAAGGCAAAUUGAGGAUAACAGCACUCAAAGAAAUAUUGGAACUUAUUUUUCACCAAUUACUGAUUCCGAUCCAGAGGACUGACAAUAAUGACACUUUUUUCUACUAUAGUACGGCGUGAAAGUCAAGCUCACAUUUGGACAAAAGUUUCAUUUAAAAGUUUCAUUUAACACACGGACUUCUUGCACCAAUUAUACUCCAGGCAAAUAAAGGAUAGUAAGCUAUAAAACAAGUCCGACUAACACAUUCUGUGAAUCCGAAGAACAUUUAGUAUUCAAAAUUUGAAUGAGGACAAGCAAGGGUGACAUUUUUACGAAAUAUAAUCAAUGAUUUUAUAAUUCUUAACUGAAUACAACUCAACAACAAACGAAAACAACGAACGAAAGACACUAUAUAAGUGUUUAUAUACUUUUAGUCUCAAGGGAAUAAAAAAUAUGGGAAAGGAGGUUGGAUCAUUUUCGUUUUCGCCGCUACCUGUUCCUAUGCGGUUCGUCGGUUAGCCAUUAAGGCAUAUUAAUUAUGUUAAUAACAUGUAAAAAAGUUCUUAUAAAAGAAGAAACUAUAAAAAAUAUCACCCCAAAAAAAUAAUUAUAUAGAUAUAUAUUUAUUGAAGACAAAUUAAAUCUUUAUAUAUACGAAA